GACGCUGUGAUUGGCCGGGACCCUGGAGGCGGCUCCGAGCGUGGCGCGGUGUUUGCUCGCGCCCGCGGCUGGGGCAGGUGGGCGGGAUGUCCCAAGCCGGCGGCGGUACGCGUGCUGAUGCGGGCCAAGAAGAUUCUGCCGCUGCCGGCCCGUUCAGCUUCAGCCCGGAGCCCACGCUUGAGGACAUCCGACGCCUCCAUGCAGAGUUUGCUGCUGAGCGGGACUGGGAGCAGUUCCAUCAGCCUCGGAACUUGCUCCUAGCCUUGGUGGGAGAAGUGGGCGAGCUGGCAGAACUCUUUCAGUGGAAGUCUGAUGCAGAGCCUGGUCCUCAAGCCUGGCUGCCAAAGGAGCGAGCAGCCCUUCAAGAGGAGCUCAGUGACGUCCUCAUCUACCUGGUCGCAUUGGCAGCCCGCUGUCGUGUGGAUUUACCUCGAGCAGUCGUCUCCAAAAUGGACACCAACCGACGACGCUACCCAGUCCAUCUGUCCCGAGGUUCUGCCUGCAAGUACACAGACUUGCCCCGUGAGACCAUCUCAGAAAACCAGCCUGUGGGGGCUGCAGAGCCUGCCUCUGAGUUGAAAAACCAGGCCUCUACCUAGAAAACGGUCUCUGAACAGCAGAGAUGGACUUGUUCUAGUCCAUUCAUACUAACUCAUGGGUCUGAGUGAGACCCAAGAGUCUCCAAAAGAUAGUCUAUUGGUCUUUUCUCUCUCAAUAAAAUGAUUUAAGGCAACAACUUCUAGAUUUUUCUUGGGUGGCUAGAUAGAGUAUCUCAAGUCCUUCAGAGAAGCAGGGCUCUGCCAGUUGUUAUUUUCCCUUUUCAACUUCAGACUUAGAAAAGCAGAGAACAGGAAGUAAAUAUGGGCCCCAAGUCUUUAUGAGUGCAGAAUUCAGCUUCCUUUCCUCUUCGGCCCCUUGGUGUAAGGCCACCCACCCCCCUGACCUGGCUAAGUCUGUGCUUCCUCUCCAGCUAGAUGGUGUUGAAUGAUUUAUGUGGUAUGUGACCUAAGGCACACUGCUUCCCCUAAGACACCUAGGCCUGCCUCCCAAAAAGAGGGGUACUGAGAGAAAGCAGUGGUAGUGAGUAUCUGCCCCUGAGCCUGUUUCCACCUCAGUAAAGUGAGGGGUCCCCAGCACCCUCCCCUGUUCCUAUUCUCUAAUGACCCUUGCCUUCCCAGGUAAAACCAUUUAUAUUAAAACUGCUUCAGUUGUAUAUUCCCAAAUCUACUGAAUCUUAUAAAAUGGAAUUUUAUUCCUAUCCUUUAUUCCUUGUAUAUUAUAAUCAAAUCUCCUGCAGCCUUGUCUCUGGAGCUCCAAGCUUUCUCUGUGUGGCUCUGGCUGUCCUAGAACUC
This is a messenger RNA of Onychomys torridus (southern grasshopper mouse), 1352 nucleotides long. RefSeq names its product dCTP pyrophosphatase 1 (gene Dctpp1). NCBI's taxonomy places the organism in Eukaryota, Metazoa, Chordata, Mammalia, Rodentia, Cricetidae. The transcript is spliced from 3 exons. The record is from RefSeq and is a predicted model, not a curated record. The coding region runs from base 87 to 599 and encodes 170 amino acids. Gene Ontology annotation, biological process: nucleoside triphosphate catabolic process. Gene Ontology annotation, molecular function: nucleoside triphosphate diphosphatase activity.